This is a messenger RNA of Durusdinium trenchii, 1170 nucleotides long. The record is from the annotation of a GenBank genome assembly. Lineage: Eukaryota; Dinophyceae; Suessiales; Symbiodiniaceae.
GUGGAGGCUCAGUGGGGAUGACCGGUCAUGACCUCCAACUCCUUGGUGGUGUCCGGCCAUGGCUUGCGAAAGAGACAGCUGGUCGCCUGGUUCUCCGAGCACCGACGGAAUUACUCACCCCGUCGUCACCCACAGGAAUGUCUGCGAGGUGGCGCGUUGCCUCAAGCUGGAGACGCCAGGCAGCUACCGGGUGGAACUCUUCUUGGAGAAUGAGACCGAGGUGGCUCUGCAUCGCUUCAACCAGUGCUUUCCCCAGAGCCACGCGCGCUUGGCAUCCCCUGAUGAUCAGCUUCAAAAGAGGCCCAAGCAGCAGACGCCAGGCGAAGAAGCCGAGCCACAUAGCCCUGAGGCAACCAAGCCGCUGCGACAUUUGGAGCAACAGUUGCAGGAACUGGAAGACCUCUUGCGGCAGCCCGGAGCGCGAGAGGCCGCCGCCGAGGCCGCAGCCCACGCAGUGGCGCCUGCGGCGCCGCCCGCGGAGCUGCCGGCGGAGACGGAGACGGAGGAGUCCAGCGACGACGAGGCAGCGGAGGGGCUGCUGAAGCUGACGCUGGGUCGAGGCACCUUGGACGUGUCCCUUCAUCUUCGCGCAGCAGCUGGUGGAGGCACCGGUGCACGGCUUUGGACCGGUGGAGUACUCCUGGCCGAAUGGCUGCUUCAAGCGGAGCAGGCCCACGCCACCGAGCGAUCUGGAGGAUUGGCCCAAAUUCAGAUCAUCGGACCGGAACACCUGUUCUCAUCGGGGGCGCGGCCAAGUGAGUGUCCACGACAUGCGUUCCGCGCGUGCGUUCCCACCAGGCGGAGUUGCUGAAAGGAAAGCAGGUGGGGAAACUUGGAAGAACACCACAUCACAUACCUGCAUGUUAUGGAGCGCAAAAAACCGGUAAAUGUAUCUCCCAGCACCGCCCAGCGUCAGGGUCACCUGGCUGGUUUCGCCCCAGCCCACUACGUACAGGGACCUCCAGACAGGACACCCCUUGAAGAUCCAGGUCUCCCAAGAUUGAAGAGGUGUGGAGACCUCCACGCAGCGAGGCAGCGAGUGAUCGUGGCGAGUCUGAGGCCAUGACGUCAUCCGAAGACCGUGGUGAACACAUGUGACUUCCACCAGGACCUUCCAACAGGUGGUUUUUGGACACCCCUUAACUCUAAGAAGCUAUUUAUAGACACCUC